This is a messenger RNA of Linnemannia hyalina, 4887 nucleotides long. Lineage: Eukaryota; Fungi; Mortierellomycota; Mortierellomycetes; Mortierellales; Mortierellaceae. The record is from the annotation of a GenBank genome assembly.
AUGCAGGAGAAACUUUCAUUAUCCUCACAACACAAGUCGAUCCAUCGACGCAAAUCAGAAGGCACAGGACUCCGGAUACCCAGAACCGACCCAGGAGUGGAUGAUUCCAUCAGUGGCCCAGGUCUUGGCCUACUUGCUCCCGUCGCCGUUGCUGGAAAAUCAAGCUCUCGGAGUGGCAAGACUGGACUUGAGACGAGCGUAGAUCAACUCAAGGUCAGCGAAGCAAGGACUCGUCGGGUAUCUGACUCUGGGCUCAGUACAUCUUCCCGCAAUUCAGGGACAGGGCUUGCGGAACGACUCUCUGGAUUUGCACAGACUGUGCGUGGCCUCAGCCGAUCGUCCUUUACUGCUGGCCAUUCGUCACCUACUAUGACCUCCAGCUCUUCUAAUUCGACACCAACAACCCCUGGACUCAUCACACCAUAUACCUCAGGACUAACAAGCUGUCACCAACAGACCAUGUCAAGCAUGGAUUCUGACAACAUGCAGUUCAACUCUUGGGACGACUUCCUCUACCAUUAUCGCCAGGGACUCUUUCCAGCAGACCGUCCCAUUCCAAGGCCACAAGUAGACACAGCCUAUCCACCCACACCACCUUAUGCAGCAACAGCCUCCCCGCUUCACUACCUGGCCCCGCCUCUUCCUUUGGACGAGGAGCGCCGCCUCCGAGCGCUUUACAGCUUCCAGAUCCUCCAAUCAGGAAUUGAUCCCAACUUUGAGCGAAUUGUCCAGCUGGUGGCAAUGGUGAUGGGGGUCAAGGGCUGCAUGAUCACCCUGGUGGAUCACAAGGAACUCACAGUCAAAGCCCAGCAUCCGCCUACAGGAUUCGAUUGCUUUCCGAGAGAGGGCUCACUCUGCGGACACACUAUCUUGCGGGCGGCGGAUGACCCUUUCGUUGUUCUUGACACCAAGAGUGACUGGAGGUUUCAGAAUCUCGAGGCAGUGAAUGCGGAUCCAUAUGCCCGAUUCUACGCUGGUGCACCUCUGACGACAUCAGAAGGACUGAAUGUUGGAUCUCUCUGUUUGGUCGAUGACGAACCAAGGAGUUCCUUCGCGGAGAAGGAAAAGAUGAUGCUGAUCGACUUCGCGGCCGUGGUUAUGAGAGAAAUGGAGUUGUGGAACGACCAGGUCCAGCUUUGUAUCAGGAACCGCAUGAUGAGGGACGUGACACGCUGGGUACGAGGCUGUCUUGACUUUUGUGCGCCGGACUCGCCAGUAGGAGACGACCCAGCGGCGGAGGACACGCGGUUGAGAGGUGCCCACCCCUUGGAUUCACUUCAAUCGCCUCUGCCAACGGCCUUCGAUCAUUCGGCGUCAUCUUCGGGAACUCUCAACAUGACAGAUGGGCCAGCCUUGAUCUCGCCUCCCAUCGACCCAGUCUUCCCAACACCUUCAGGAUCACCCACAUUAUUGUCGCGCGCCCUUGGCGCAACGACCAAGAGCGCCCCUCAAGCAACACCAACAACCAGAGGCAAUCCUCUCCAGGAUCGAGCAUUCCCUGCCGCAUGUAUCCUUAUUCAAGCGACUCUGAACGUCGAUGCUGUUUACCUUGUGCAAGCAUCUUCCGACCAGUCGGUCAUCCCACCUUCAGGAUCGUCUGUUGUAUGGAACUAUCUAGAUGCCGCAGGACGCAGAAAAGGAUCUGUCGGCAUUGUGAAAGGAGGACAGUCAUUGAGCGACGCACCCAAUACGGCGCUGGUCUGUCUGGCGUCCUCUCAAAAGAACACCGACAUCUUUUCGCACCCAGUUCUUGACGAGAAGGUGCAGCACACCAAGAGACAGGGAUCCGCCUGGGUCUGCACAGAUGAAGGAUGCCGGCCACAUCGUCUUGGAGACUCCUUGCUGAAUGCGAUUGAGCCCGUGUGGGAGCGAGACAUGCCCGUCAUCAAGGAGAUGCUGGGAUAUGUUCGACAGGAAACUCCUGCCCCACCCCAGAUGCCUGACCAAAACCGACUGUUCAGCUACUCUCAAGGUCAGGAUGCAAUCGAGAACGAUUGGUUUGGGGCCUCCACCAGCAUUCCAUCGUUGAUCAAGGAUUCCAAUCGCCGAAGGCUUCUUUGCCACACAUUCCAAGGAACGAUCCCCCGGCUUUCUUCUGCGUCAGGCACGCCUUACCAGUCUUGUGUGGUAGUACCCAUCCUAGGACCUAAUAUGGCCCACACUCAAUCAUCGACCGACGACGAACCCUGGGCGUACUUCGUCAUCCUCUCCGCCUCUCACACCAAGCAGUUUUCUUUCCACGAGCGAAUCUAUCUUAAGAACUUCGGAUCCUGUAUGGUCACUGAGGUCAUGAAACGCCGAGUGGAAGCAGCUGACAGGGCCAAAGGCACUUUUAUCAAAAGUAUUUCCCACGAGCUUCGCACUCCGCUUCACAUUAUCCUUGGCAUCCUCGAACUGUUGUACGCCAAUCCAGAGGAACCGUUGAGCGAAACUCAGCUGGCGAUGGUCUACUCAGCAGAAGCCUCUGGAAAGAGUUUGAUUGACACCAUCAAUAAUAUCAUCGAUCUCGCCAAUUUGGACCCUGACAACAACACGGAUAGUCAAACUAUUCAUGGCAACCGAUCGGCGACACCUUCACCCGAAAGUGACGAGCCUGCCAUGGAGGAGAUUGACAUUCGCGAGCUAUGUGAGAAAGUUGCAGAGUCCAUGGCCAAGGCUUGCACCGACAAGAACCUCGUUGUGAUCCCCUCUUGGACCAAACCCUCGCUCUCGUCCUUGACAGGUUCGGCUCCCAACUCUGCGCCCAACUCUGCAUCAGGCAUCACGUUGAUGAGAAACAACUCGAUCCCAACCAGCGGGAGGAGCAACCCAAUCACCGAUGAUGCCGUCAACGGAUCGACAUCACCUGCCGAGGCACAUGGUGGCUUCUCCUCCAGGAAGCUCCGCUCCGACCGCAAACCCGUUCUAGAACUCAUGGUGGCAAUGGACGAGCCAGAGAGGGAUCCUGAUCACGACACCCUCUGGAGCUUUGCCCUGGACAUCAAAACCAUCACCCGGAUCCUCACACAGCUUGUGGAAAACGCUAUCAAAUUCACCGCUACCGGAUUCGUGGAGCUGUCCGCCGUUACCUUGACUAACAGCCCCAUCCCCAUGAAACCGCCACACCCAGACGCCCGAGCGAUCCUCUUCACUGUCCGUGACACAGGCAAGGGCAUCUCUGCAGACUUUGUUCAAUCCCACCUCUUCAAGCGAUUCUCCCAGGAAGACCCACUUCAAGUUGGAACAGGGCUCGGAAUGGCGCUUGUUAAAGAGCUGGUCAAGAAACUCGGUGGAUGGAUGGAAGUUUGGAGUGAAGGUAUCGAGGGCAAGGGAUGUGUCGUCAAGGUUCUUUUCUGGGCCAGCCCAGCAUCUCACCCCACAAAGUCGUUGAAGGAUAUGGAUGGUCCUUGGCAGAACAUGUCCUGCAGGUUCUAUGCUGGGGAGUCUGCUCUUGGAUCGGACCGCCUCAUCAAGAUCAUGGGAGAGCGUAUGAUGGGCCAGCAGCUUGCCAUGAAGGUCGAGAGAGGCAAUGAGCAGGACAUGAGCGCCGAGGACAUGUUCAAGAAUCUUUCGGACGGGUCUCAGUGUAACCUUCUGGUGAUCAAUGACGAUCUUAUUCGACUCCGCGCCUACCUCACCUACUGGUCCGACAAGCAAGCAGCGACCACUGAAGAGGGAGAAGCGAUCCCCGAGACGCCCACGCCUCUUUUGAUGCUCACAGCACCCUACAACCUCAAGAGCGUACAGAAGCUAGUCGAUGAAUACCUAGAGGUCCAAGCCGAAUCGGAUGGAGUAAUUCGUCCUGCAUCGGUUGUGAUCCUGAACAAGCCCGUCGGGCCACUCAAAUUGGUGCAGUCCCUGCGCGAUUGCUUCACUCCCGCAUUCUCGAGCCCUGGAUUGGCAACCCCCCAAGGAUCGCCUCAGCUCUCGCCUCGAACUGGCCUGGCUCGAGUCCCACCCAUGCCGAUGAUCCGAUCAGCUACUGUGCCCCAUAUCACGACUACGACCCUUGGCGUCAACGACAGCCGGCUUUUAUCGGCCGGCAGCAUGAUCAAACAGUCCUUUGUCUUCCCAAUCAUGCCGCAUGACCGACAGUCGAUGACCUUUAUCCCACCUCAUUCUCCUGGAGGACUUGUCAUUCCCCCACGCGCCCAGUCGGUUGAUCCUAGCCCCGCGACGACACCUGAGCGAGAGUCGUGCCCUAACCACCAAUCUUCCAGCUCUUCCAGCAGUUUGGAGGACAUUUCUCGCGACAUCACUGCAAUGGAGUGCGCCAACUUGGCAGCCUUCCGAGCCAACAUUGAGGCCAGUGCGCCAAAGAUUCCAUCGAUCAGGAACUACCACAUCCGGAGGCAACUUCAAUUGGACAGAGCCCCCGCGGUUGGUCCAACUAUCGACACCAGCUGCUCCGACCGUCCCUUGCCCAGAGUGUUGAUCGUCGAAGACAACAUUACCAACCGAAUGAUUCUGAGGAUGUUUUUGAAGAAGCGUGGCAUUGGCGUUGUCGAGGCCGAGAAUGGCCUGCUGGGUGUUGAGCGAUUCCAGGAGGAAGUCUGGCGCAGAGAUGGAAAGGCUGGAUUUGAGUUCGUGCUGAUGGAUUUGCAGAUGCCAGUCAUGGAUGGCAACAUGGCGACAAAGAAGAUUCGCGAAUUUGAACAGGGUCUUGUGAGGCAAGGGCAGCUCAACGUGAAUGGAGCAAGCACUCUCCGGACGGGACAGCCUAAUACUGAUCAGGAGGGGGCGUACCGUCGGACCACGAUCUUUGCGCUGACAGGACUUGCUGCAGACGAGGACAAACGCCUGGCGUUUGAGUGCGGAGUCGACGGCUACUUGACCAAGCCCGUUAGUCUCAAGAUAUUGGGAGAACUGUUGGAGACCAACCCCAUCGAUUUGAAGAUUCCCGCGUAA